Petromyzon marinus (sea lamprey) is the source of this 3207-nucleotide messenger RNA. Its product is annotated as CD166 antigen-like. Gene Ontology annotation, molecular function: cell adhesion molecule binding. The record is from RefSeq and is a predicted model, not a curated record. Gene Ontology annotation, biological process: cell-cell adhesion. NCBI's taxonomy places the organism in Eukaryota, Metazoa, Chordata, Hyperoartia, Petromyzontiformes, Petromyzontidae. Gene Ontology annotation, cellular component: cell-cell junction; plasma membrane.
CACCGCCACUCCCUCGCCACCUCACAGCCCUUGGACGUUCACACUAAAACCUAUCCCCAGUUUCCUCCCGGUAUUGAACCCUUCUCCUGAAGCUCUCUGCCGCAACACCCGAGGAGCCCGCAAUCGCUUUUACAAACAUGGAACUCGGCAUCACCGCGCGUAUCUUCAUCCUGUUGGCUCUGUCGAGUGCCGUGGCCGAUGCCACGAACAUUGAAGUGGUGAUGGACGAACUGGUUGAGGUGGUGGUCGGGCAGCAGCUGGUGCUGCCGUGCUCCUGGAGCAUGACGACCGGCCGCUCCAACAUCGACGAUCCGGAUUUCGGCUGGUUCAUCAGGGACGGAGCGACCCGGACAAGAAUUUACUACAAGGGGGGUGGCAUACAGAAGGCCGACAACGUCAUUGGUUACCUGGGCCGCAUCUACAUCAAAGACCAGUUCACGCUGGUGGUCGACAGCGCCUUACCGAUCGACUCGCGCCCAUUCACCUGCCAGGUGUCUGCCGGACCCGAUGGGCUGAGUGAGGGAAGGACCAAGGUCUUCGUCUACUCUGAACUGGACGUGAAGAUAUCUGGAACGGCGGAGCCAGUUCAACUGACCGGACAACUGACCGAGAUCGCCAAUUGUACGGUGGAGCGUGUCUUCCCGAGGCCGGCCAUCACGUGGUACAAGGACAACGUGCUUCUGAACACUUCUGCAGACGUCAAAAUUUCGAUGACGUCGCAAAAAUUGGACGAAGGUUUCAUUUCCGUCACUUCCACCUUGAAGUACGUUCCCAAGAAGGCAGACCGGAUAUCGAGCUACCACUGUGUGGUCGACUACAAGAUGCCCGGGCAAGCACGCUCAAAAUCCUCGGAGAAGAUCCGCAUCACCCUGCACUACCCUGCGGAGGAGGUGGAGCUGAUUGUGGCAUCGCCGCCUUUGGGCAUCAAGGAGAGAGACGACGUCCAGCUGAGGUGCCUCGCAGACGCCAGUCCUCCGGCAAUGAUUGCGUUCUUCCAAGAUGGCGUGCCGAUCGAGCAGGACGCCAAGAAGAAUUGGCUCUUCAUCCAGAAAGUGAGGCGCGAUCGCACAGGCAACUACUCCUGCGUCGCCUCGGGCAAUGUGUUUGUGAAUGGCUCUGAGCAACAGGUGUUGAUGGCGGAAAAAAGACUGGUGGUGAAUUACAUCGACUCACUCACCACGACGUUGAAUCCACCCGAAGUGGUCAUGGUUGGACGGAAGAUCGAAGCCACUUGUGCAUUGGUGGCAAAUCCCGAGCUGCAGGGGAUCUACUUGUGGAAAAAGAAUGGCAACAUCUUCGACUACGGCAUGAAGAUUUCAAAAGUGGCCGACUAUUACGAUUCGGGAAACUUCACCUGCCGCUUUGCGAGCAUCAACGCGAGCGACCUGCAGAGGGAAGCGUCCUCCGCAAUAACCGUGCAUGGAGAGCCGAUGAUGGCUUCGGGAAAGAACGAGGAGGUGUCCGUACAGCCAUCGGAGAAGUCGGUGGUGCUCACCUGCGAGGCUCUGGGCUACCCCCUCUCUAUCGUACGGUGGACCCUGCCGGACGGAACGCAGUCCACCAUUUCGCAACAAGUGACGGUGACGGGUGUCAUCAGCAGGGUGACCAUCAAUUUGUCCAAUAACUUUCCCUCCAAAGUGACGUGCAAAGCCAAGAACCAGCACGGAGAGGCGGUGAAGUCCUUCGUCUUGACGCAGGUGAAGGAAGAUGACAGCAAGACCAUCAUCAUCAUCGUGGUUGUCUGCCUCAUCAUCGCUGCUGCUAUCGCCGUCGUCCUCGGCCUCUUCUUCACCAAGAAGGCCUGCUUCGCCAAGAAAGGUUCUAAAACUAUCAACGAGCCAUCGUCCCCGGGCGGUGAUGCGGAAUCUAUACCUCUGAGAGUGGAUCCUGCUGUCUGAUGGAUCCUUUGCUAAAGCUUUAAGUCCCUGAAUGGUCUGUGAAAUAAUGAGAAAUCCAAUUAUGAGAAAUUCAAUUAUUCUAAUAGCAGAAUGAAAUGCAGAGGCAGGAAGCAAACUUUAAUUGCGGCUGUGCCAUUGUCGUGCCGUUCAUAGUCUGCAAAGCAGGGCAGGGAUUGUUUGGUUAAUCACACAAAGACUGCGUUGUGGUUUAGAUGUUUUUUUUUCUGUGCAUUAAACCAUUUAAGGAGGUGCCCGCUUCAAUAGACCCAAAAAAAUCCGUCUCCUUAUUUAAUCGCAUCUCCCUUUGUGUUAGGCAGUGGCCGCGAUCCUUUUGUACUCUCCCAAAAUCGUUUUGUGAAAUGCUACCAAACCCGGCGCAGAGAUAAUUAAAACAUUCCCCCGUAAAAUGAUUGUUGUUAUUAUUAUAUUUGUGUUCCCAUCGCGGGACGAGUGUUGAAGGCUGGCGUGUGGGGACACACCGCACACUAGCGGGAUACCACUCAAGGGGUCUGCUGUCUCCUGGCCACCUCCAUAGCCCAGCAGGUUUGGAAGUUUCACGAGUGCUUACAUGAUCCACCAACCCUUGCCUCCAAAAUUCUGGGUUACAGAAGUGGAGCACCACACGAACGCCAGUGGAUGUACGGCUACUGGGAUUGGAAUUGGCCUGAACCUACACUGGAGUCUCAGCCUGUUGUUCACUUGCCCCAGAGAGCCACGUUUUGUUCAUUCUGAAACAUGUGUACCACGCCACUUCUGAAUUACACAUCCGCAUGCCCCCGCUUGCAAUACUGCAUUGGGUUUCGUCUAUCACGCUGUGUGUUUAGGAUUGAAUGUGUUUUAGGUUAUUCAAAGUGGCUUCCUGCUCAAACGACCAUCGACGCGGUCCUCAUGUCCUGUUUACAACCCUGAGCCAGUGGUGGAAAUGUCAUUCCUAUGAAGUGGGGGAAAGUAUGUCUUUCGCACAACCACUGGUCACUUCCCCACAGAGUGGUCCCUAUUUUAUCUACCCCACAUGGAUGAUGUGCUGAGUCAACUCCCCCCCCCCCCCCCCAACCAGGAUUUAACCUCGCAACCUUCUGAUUCCGAGCCGCUUGCUCCGAGUAGCCACCCAGGCCGGGCUUCAACCAUUUUCGGUGGCGCCAAGAAUGUUUAUGGGGAAUGGGACUGGGUGACAAUCAUGGUGGGGAGUAGGACGUUCAUUGAAGCCUAUGAUUGACAGCGUGGAAACCGAGUCGGAGGAUGUGUCUGGUAGCACGGUACUGUGUGCAUUAUAUUGUGAGUCUAAUAAACAUAUUUGGAAGUUACACAA